Messenger RNA from Pongo pygmaeus (Bornean orangutan), 2727 nucleotides. It is a transcript of the gene FOXD2, whose product is annotated as forkhead box D2. Lineage: Eukaryota; Metazoa; Chordata; Mammalia; Primates; Hominidae. The transcript has a single exon. Gene Ontology annotation, molecular function: DNA-binding transcription factor activity, RNA polymerase II-specific; RNA polymerase II cis-regulatory region sequence-specific DNA binding. The coding region runs from base 181 to 1662 and encodes 493 amino acids. Gene Ontology annotation, biological process: cell differentiation; regulation of transcription by RNA polymerase II; anatomical structure morphogenesis. The record is from RefSeq and is a predicted model, not a curated record.
UGAGCUUGGCCGCCAGGAGGCGCUGCGGAGCCGGGGGACACCCCUCCCUGCCUGCCUCAGUCCCCCGCCCCCUCCCCGCCCGCGCGCAAAACGCACUCGCCCCAGAGGCAGCGCGGCCGAGCCCCAGCCGCUGCCGGAGCGGAGCCGGAGAGUGGUGGCGGCGGCGGCGGCAGCGGCACCAUGACCCUGGGCAGCUGCUGCUGCGAGAUCAUGUCCUCCGAGAGCUCCCCGGCCGCGCUGUCCGAGGCCGACGCAGACAUAGACGUGGUGGGCGGCGGCAGCGGCGGGGGGGAGCUCCCAGCUCGCUCCGGGCCCCGCGCCCCCCGGGACGUGCUCCCCCACGGCCACGAGCCUCCCCCGGAGGAAGCCGAGGCAGACGUAGCCGAGGACGAGGAGGAGUCGGGUGGCUGCUCGGACGGCGAGCCCCGCGCUCUGGCGCCCCGGGGGGCGGCGGCCGCAGCGGGGAGCCCGGGGCCAGGCGCGGCGGCGGCCCGCGGCGCAGCGGGGCCCGGGCCGGGACCGCCGUCGGGGGGCGCGGCGACGCGGAGCCCGCUGGUGAAGCCGCCCUACUCGUACAUAGCGCUCAUCACCAUGGCCAUCCUGCAGAGCCCCAAGAAGCGGCUGACGUUGAGCGAGAUCUGCGAGUUCAUCAGCGGCCGCUUCCCCUACUACCGGGAGAAGUUCCCCGCCUGGCAGAACAGCAUCCGCCACAACCUCUCUCUCAACGACUGCUUCGUCAAGAUCCCCCGCGAGCCGGGCAACCCGGGCAAGGGCAACUACUGGACGCUGGACCCGGAGUCGGCCGACAUGUUCGACAACGGCAGCUUCCUGCGGCGCCGUAAGCGCUUCAAGCGGCAGCCCCUGCCGCCGCCGCACCCACACCCGCACCCUCACCCGGAGCUGCUGCUGCGUGGCGGGGCCGCGGCGGCCGGGGACCCCGGCGCUUUCCUGCCCGGCUUCGCUGCCUACGGCGCCUACGGCUACGGCUACGGGCUGGCUCUCCCGGCCUACGGCGCACCCCCGCCGGGGCCGGCCCCGCACCCGCACCCGCACCCGCACGCCUUCGCUUUCGCCGCGGCAGCCGCCGCCGCUCCUUGCCAGCUGUCGGUACCCCCAGGCCGCGCCGCCGCGCCUCCACCCGGACCUCCGACGGCCUCGGUGUUCGCAGGCGCGGGAUCGGCCCCAGCUCCUGCGCCUGCCUCAGGCUCGGGCCCGGGCCCCGCAGGCCUGCCCGCCUUCCUGGGCGCGGAGCUGGGCUGCGCCAAAGCCUUCUACCCGGCGUCCCUGAGCCCUCCCGCAGCCGGCACCGCGGCGGGUCUGCCCACCGCACUUCUGCGCCAGGGCCUCAAGACGGACGCGGGCGGUGGUGCAGGCGGCGGGGGCGCCGGGGCAGGGCAGAGGCCUUCCUUCUCUAUAGACCACAUCAUGGGCCACGGUGGCGGCGGGGCAGCACCCCCGGGCGCCAGCGAGGGCUCUCCAGGACCGCCAUUCGCUGCAGCCGCGGGUCCUGGGGGCCAAGCCCAGGUCUUGGCCAUGCUGACUGCUCCGGCCCUGGCUCCCGUUGCUGGCCACAUUCGUCUCUCGCAUCCCGGGGACGCGCUGCUGUCCUCAGGGUCCCCGUUUGCCAGCAAAGUCGCCGGCCUUAGUGGCUGCCACUUCUGACCGCAGCAGGCCCAGGGCCGGUUAGGUCCGCACUCCUCAGCCUCUCCCGGGAGCUCUUGCGGUCCCAGAGGAACUCAGGGAGUCUAUUUAUGAAGUCUCCAGACCUUGGGCCGGCACGCGUGACACGGCACUUCAGGCUCCACGCACAGAAUCUCGCAGAUAGUUGGGACUAAGCGGGCUCUAUCGCUCAGGGCGACAGGCCCGGGGCUACGCGAAGAAGUCGCAGGCCAAGAUCCUUUACAAUUUGAGAAAUAAAAGCAGGGGGGUGGGGGCUUCGUUUUUUCCCUGCCUCUGCGCCUGUCGGCGAACACAUUCCGGGAGAGAUGCCCGGCCAGGCUCCACGGAUCCCGCCAGAAACACCAACAGAGGGUCUCCCUUUCUGCCUUUCCCCUCUCACUUCUUCCCCAACGUUGAGACCCUGCUUGUCCAAUAUUAUAAUUUAAAGACAUCUAUUAUCUGCUUUGUGCUUAAAAGAAAAAUUCAACCUUUUUUUUUUUUUUUUUUUUUGCUGUUCUCCAAGGAAGUUCGUUUCCUUUGAAGCCUAAACCAGUGUCUACGCAGGCGGAGCUGAACGGAGAGGUGAAGCAGGGGGUGUUUAUAUUCCCUGCAGAAACCCUGGAUCCCACUCCACUGAGGAAAAUCCUUUCUCUUUUGUGUUUGGGUGCUUUUAAAGGAAUUUAUUUCCUUUCUCUUGGCUGGCUGGGUCCAGCCAUCUCCGGCCAGCAACCCUGUCAGUGUUCCACCCUGUCCCAGACCUUGUAAUAUUUAUUGUGGCUAAAGGCAAUGAGAUUGGGUGGAAGAGAAGGGUCUGGGCCAGGGACUGGAGAGGUGGGGGUGGAGUGGGCAAGGGCACACCCUGUGGCAGGGGGUCCUAUAAUUUUGUGUAAAUAUCUGUACAGCGGGCUGCUGUCGGCGUUCUCUGUCCACUGGGUGUGCAUUGAUUUAAACUUCUCCACUGUGGGGAAACUCUGUGAAAUCGUCUGAUGGUCUGUGUGGAAGAAAAGAAAAAUCUGUCUACCCCCUAUUCCCCAUUGGUGUCAAUUGAAUAAAUGUAUGUGAACUUCA